AUGGGUAUCUGGGACGCCUUUUCCGAGAUUGUCGAGGCCGUGACGCCUUGGAGCGUCGUUGAGGCCGAGGCCCCGGCCGCGGAGCCCAAGGAGGAGCAGCCCGCCGCGGCCGAGACCAAGGACGACGAGUCGCCCGCCGAGGACGCCGCCGAGGAGGCUACCGAGGCUGAGGAGGCCCCCGAGGAGGAAGAGGAGGAAGAGGAAGAAGAGGAGGAGGACGAGGAGGAGAUUGUCGACCCCAAGGAGACGCUCGAGGAAGAGUGCAAGAACUCUGCCCAGUGCGCCCCCGCCAAGCACCACUUCGACGAGUGCGUCGAGCGCGUCCAGCAGCAGGAGAGCGAGGGCGAGGCCAAGGAGGACUGCGUCGAGGAGUUCUUCCACCUCGCCCACUGCGCGACCGCCUGCGCCGCCCCCAAGCUGUGGUCUAAGCUGAAGUAA
Molecule: messenger RNA, 438 nt
Organism: Purpureocillium lilacinum
Lineage: Eukaryota; Fungi; Ascomycota; Sordariomycetes; Hypocreales; Ophiocordycipitaceae
Biological process (GO): mitochondrial electron transport, ubiquinol to cytochrome c
Source: RefSeq, a predicted model, not a curated record